AUGGAGGUGGAGGUGUCUGGAGGACCAGGGCUGUGGCGACCGAUGCUCAUUGUGUCGGAGACGGCGCGGUGGAAGGUCGCAGUACCAAUUAGAGCUGGCAGUGAAAUCGCUAUCACUGUUGGUUCGCUGGAGUGCCAUUUGUUGCAUGGAAGUGGCACUUUGAGGCACCAGCUGCACCGGCAGAAGCUGGGGCAGGAGCAACUGCAGCAGCAGCCGCAUCGCCACCACGGGCACCGACAGCACCAGGAGCAAUCGAACCAGCAGCAGCCGCAGCAACAGCACCCGGUGUCGCUCCUCCGCCGCUCCUCCUCCGUCGUCAUCUCCAUGAAGGGUGACACGGGGGGCUCGAGCUGCGGCGGCGGCUGCUGCUCGCGCUCCUUCUCCAGCGGCUGGUACAGCGCGCUGUUGACGACGUCCUUCUUCCUCGGCGAUGUCUCCGCCAGUCUGCAUGCAGGUGAUUGCUUAAUUUGCAUGGUUGUUGCCAACAAGACAAGAUCAAGAACGGGCAUCACGGUGCAGUGCAGUACAUUAGGAUGGCAGCUUGGAGUCCACUGCCUCCGCCAUGGCCUCAUAGUAGUAGAAGUCGAAGUGCGACCUGCUGCCGGGGUACAGGUCGUUGGCGCCCUGGAUGCUGAAGAGCGACUCGUUGGACGCCAUGCUCCACUUGGCCUGAGAGCGACUCGUUGGACGCCAUGCUCCACUUGGCCUGCGACACCGACGUCCCGUGCUGGAACAUGUACUGAAGUCUGGACUGCCCAGAGUCCUCACAAAUAUAACACAUAA
Molecule: messenger RNA, 783 nt
Organism: Miscanthus lutarioriparius
Lineage: Eukaryota; Viridiplantae; Streptophyta; Magnoliopsida; Poales; Poaceae
Source: the annotation of a GenBank genome assembly